This is a messenger RNA of Tilletiopsis washingtonensis, 4714 nucleotides long. RefSeq lists its product as hypothetical. The transcript has 6 exons. The record is from RefSeq and is a predicted model, not a curated record. NCBI's taxonomy places the organism in Eukaryota, Fungi, Basidiomycota, Exobasidiomycetes, Entylomatales. Bases 232 to 4452 code for a protein of 1406 amino acids.
CCGACGAGCGCCCUCUCACGCAUCGUCAUUGCGCCCAUCACUCCAGCACGGACACCCGUGCUGCGCAUCCAGCUCCGCCGUCUCUCACCUCCUCCUCCUCCUCCACCACCACCACCGAGACGCAGCCGCGCACCCUCGACCCGGCCCACUGCGGCGCGCGCCCUUACCCCGCCUCGUCCCAUGUGCCGCUCGCUGCGCGCGCCGCUCUGAGCGCAGCCCCGCACAUCCAGCAUGGCCGACGCAGCGCCGCCCGUCGCCGCUGGGCCGUCGCUCAUGCGCCGCCGCAGCAGCAGCUUCGACCUCACGGCGCCCGCCGACGACGAGGCGCCGAGCGGCAUGGCCGCACCGCGCGUCACGCGCCCCUCGCGCGGCUCUCGCCUCGGCGCACAGAUGGGCCGCUCCGUCUCGGGCGAGAGCAGCACGAAGCCGGCGCAGCCGACCGUGGUCGAGGAGCCGGCUCGCAAGCGUGGUGCUGUGGCUGCCAUGGCGGCGCGAUGGGGCGCCGCAGCCGGCAGUGGCAGCGCCGCCGCACUAGCACCUGCUGCCUCGUCCGGUGCGCCCUCCUCACAGCCGGCUGGCGCCGCGCCAAGUCGCUCAACGCUCGGCCAGGCAUUUGGUCUUGCGUCUUCAGCCACUCCAUACGAGUCGCCGAGCGCCGUAGUCGCAGCCGGAGAACCCUCAAUAACGACACCGCCGCGCCGACUGACGCGCAGCGGCUCGCACAGCGACCUGCUCGGCUCGCUCUCCCAGACUUCCUCACCCACGCGCGCCGCUGCAGACGAGUCCGCCGGGCUGAGCUCGGCAUCAAGUGCUGCGACGCCUACUUCUGCCUCUUCGCCUGGCGUCGCUGUGGCUGGCCGACUGCAGCGGCUGCCGUACUCGCGCCGGGAUUCGUUCCUGCCUGCAUCCUCGGCUACGCCUGCCGCCGGAGCUGCUGCUGCAGGGCGCUCGUGGGACAUGUCGGCGCCUGACUCGUCAGAUGUCGUUCUCUCGGCUGUCCCGCCACACGCUCGACCAACGCUGCUGGCGCGCACCAGCUCUCCGAAUCUCGGCGACGUGCGGCGCGCGGCUUCGGGCGGCGCGACGUCUCCGCGCGGACGUGAGGAGCUCGCAGCACAGCUGCAGCAGCCGGCGCAUACUGUGCAGCCGCGCAGACCCUCUGGGGUGCAGCACCGCGAGCUACUGCUGCCUUCGCUCGCCGGCUCGUCGGCUGGAGCCUCGACAUCGCGUACCCUUGGCGCUGCACCUCUGCGCGAGAGGGAGCAGGACUCGCAGGAGAGCGGCGAGACGGCAGCAGCUGCGGCUGCAGUGGCAUACAGGCAGCAGCAGCAGGCAUACAGGCGGGAGCAAGAGGCGAGCAGAGUGGCGAUGCAGCAGGCAGCCAGCUCAUCGAGCUCCUCGCCGCCGAUUACGCGGGAGCGGGAGUGGGAGCGUGAGGCCGACAGACGAAGAGAUAGAGGAGAGAAUGGCCAGGAUGCGCGCUCGCAUCAGGCCAUGCCGAGUCUUGGCGGCUCGAGCGAGAGCGGCAGCACUGGCAGCGCUGCACACGGCAUGGGCCUAACGGCUCUGCGCGCUGGCAGCGGCUCUGCUCAGGCUCAGCAGAGUGCAACGCGAUCAACGAGCAGAGGCAAUCACGCCUCGCCGUCGCCGCGGCCCGGACAGAUGUCAGACGCUGCCAUCUUGGAGCUCGGCGCCGUGCCUGGCGCGCCAUCCGCUGCGGGUCCACUGCAGCCCGGCGUGCCGCUGAGCAGCAAGAACGUCCUCACGAUUGCGCUGCAGAAGGCACAGAGCGCCGUGCUGCUCGACAGCGCCAACAAUGUGCCUGAGGCCAUUGCCGCGUACAAGCAGGCUGUGCGCCUGCUGCAGGAGGUCAUGGAGCGCAUCGCGCCGAGGAACUCGCAGCGGCGCACGAAGGUGACGCGCGAGGAGGAGCGGCGAAGGCUCAAAGUCAUUCACGAUACGUACGCCGAUCGCAUCCGGCUGCUCGCGCUCAUCUACUCGCCAGAGUCGGAUCUCUCGAGCGAGGGCUCGGAAAACGCAGAGCACGCCGAUCGCACGCCGCGGCGCUCGGCCGUGCAGCACUGGCCUGCUACCGAGGCUGGGCCGUCGGAGCACGGCAGUCCGUCAAUGGCGAAUGCGCGGCAAGGCGGCGCAUUCGGUGGCGCGCCAUCGCCUGCGCUCAGCAACGGCUUGGCGCUUGCUGCGCGGCAACGAGGGCGCGAAGAGAGCGCUGCAGCGGCCGUUGCUGCCUUCUCAAGCAAUGCGCGCACAGCACCGACGCCAGCUAUCUCGAUACAGCGCGAGCGCGAGCCGGAUCCGCGCUCGCCGGUGGGGCGCGACGAGAUGCUGCUCGAAGCCAGUGCUCCGACGCGGCACGAGCAUGGGCGCUCCGACUCGGAGGGCUCGUUUAGAUCUGCCAACGGCGCCUCGUCGAGUCAGAGCUCAGGCCUGCGGUUGCCAGAGCCAGCGCGGCAUGCAGUACUGCAGCGGUCACUGGGCAUCGAUGAGGAGGUGCGCACGCCCGCGACGCCGUACUUCGACAUCGACCCCAAUCUCGUCUCGCACGAUGCCGCGACGCCUCGGCCGGACGAAGCGCAGUUGCAGCGCGACACAGCGCCGCCUACGCGCAGCGUGCCGCCAGUGCCUCGUGUGCAAAGCUCUCGAGCGGCCGGCUCUCGAGCUGUUGGCUCGCUGUCUCACAUUCCCUCGCCGCUCGGGAUUGAGACGGAAGUCGAAGACGCGCAAAGAAUGGAGAGGAGACCAAGCAGCGAGGGCGGUGCUCCGCCAAAGCCCGCCGGCGCUGACGAGUCGCAGCGUCCAGCUGUGGUGUCGCUGCCACCGCCGCCGCCACAGCCGCGCCAGUCGGAGGACAUGCUGCGGCUGCAGUCGUCGUCGUCCUCCAACUCUUCGUCCUCAGCACGCGCACGUGCGGCUACAGUGGGUCGCGAGGCAUCGCCUGAGCAUCGCCUUCUCGUCAGUCCGACAGUGAGCGCAGGGACGAUUAGCCAGCGGCGCAAGAACGUGGGUGGCCCAGGCGGCGACGGCUCUCUCAGCCUGCCUAUGCCGACCAUGGGCGGUCUGUCGUCGGCCGAGCCUAGUCCGCUUGCCACGCCUACAAUGGAAGCAGCGGACCUGCCGCACAUGCCGCAGCGGCGACAGCGCGGCGACACGGACAGCACGAGUGGAGACAGCAGUCUGGGACGCAAGCGAGCGCUCUCGCAGCCCGGCAACCGCCGGCCGGCCAUGCCGCCAGGCUUCAUGCCGCCGCACGCUGCAGAAUCUUCGCCGCCGCCCGCAGUGCCACGCAUCACGCGCAAGGCGUCCAUGCCUGCCACUUCGCCCACGCUGCCGUCGGCUCCAGGCGGCCCAGCGCCGUCUUUGAGGAUCGCUCCGCCGAGCCACACCGACAGCAGCAUGACAGUCCGCGCAGAGUCCUCCUUCCUGCACACGCUCUCCUCGUCGCCGGGCUAUCACUCGCUCGAUCCGCCAUCUUCGCCGAUCUCCGCACUGCAUCCGAGCGCCGCGAACAGCAGCAUCGGUGGGCAUGGCGGCGACUCUCGCACGCCGAGCUUUGCUACGCUGUUCCCGACUGGCCUGCCUUCUGCGGCAGUGGUGCCGUCGGCCGUCUCUUUCAACUCGGCAAACAAGGUGCUCGUGCUGCCGUGGCUCGGCGUCGGCGGUGGCCCGGCCGAGACGUCGGUCAUGCCAGCCGUGCCCGCUGCUCCGGCACUGCGGCCUUUCCACCUCAUGCGCCAGCUGCAUCUCAGCAUCGUGCGUGGCGCCUUCAUCUCGCGGCGCCUCUACGUGCCGAAGGAGCUGUGGGUGCAGCCGGGUGCCGGCGCCAAGCUGCAGGCCAUCGAGGCCAAGGUGCGCAUGCUCGAUGUCGUCGCUGGCGCCAUCGACGCGCUGGAGCAGGCUGGACACGCGCUGCUCAACCCGCCGCCGGGCCAGCCGGGACUGGGCAUCGCGCAUGCGGCGCGCUUUGCGAAGCAGCUCGAGGACUUUGAUGCGGUGCUCGUCGAGGUGCAGAACUCGCUCGCCCGCAAGCUCGGCUUCCUCGAGACGGUCGCCGGCAAGAAGGCGAAUACGUCGCUCGGCGCCUUUGGCUCGAAGCUCACGCGCUCGCUCGAUCGCAUGACCAAUGGCUCCAAGCACUCGGACUCGCCGGCGUCGUACAUCGAGGCACUGGCGCGGCUGUUCAGCCGAUCUCAGAUCCUUGGCACGCACCUCCAAGCUCUGCUGCACUCCCGGCAGCCGCCAGGCGCCUCGGCGCCAUCGGCAGGCGUCGAGACGUACGCGGCGCUGCCGCACGAGCUGCGUGCCGUCGUCGAGACGAAGCUGCGCCGCUGCGCCGACUUCUUCGCCAACGUCGUGCUGCGCAUCGUCGUGCGCGACCUGCACGUGCUGCUCGAGAAAUCCGCCAAGCGAGCACACGCCGCCUUCAUCGACUGAGAGCGAAGCACUGCGCAUCCUGGACACCCGCCGACCUCGCUGCUCUGCAUCUCCGCUUCGCGCUCCUUGCGUGCCCUAUCUACCAAGAUUCUCCUGGUGCCCCACAUGCCUUUGUCGCUCCUGUCCGGCAACGCAGCGUGCACAUGCCGCGCGCCGAUUGUAUUUCUCACCUAGCCUUCACGCCCAGUCGGCCGCUCUGCCUUUCUCUCGUAAUCCUCACUCCUGGCGGCCGCACACUCCGGAGGCGUUCGCUAGACAACAU